AUGAAGGGUGUCACACCAGAGGAACCGAUACCUGAAGUGGUGAUGCAAGGAGGAACAGAUGAGAGCAUUUUAACUGUACUGAGGCAGCUUAGGGUAGAAAUGACGGAAAUGAAGAAGGAACGAGAGAGGGAUGCAUUGGAGCUUUCGGCUCUAAGAAGGGAAAAUGCUAACCUAAGAGAAGAGAUAAGGACACACAUCCCCUCCCAAACUACACCCAUCAUCCGGGAUCAGGAGGAAUCCUCGGUGUUAGGAUUGGCAAUAGACAAGUAUGAUGGUACAUCUGAUCUUGGAGAACAUAUGGAUGUCUUUAUAACCCAAGUCGGUCUGUACACAGAAAAUGAUGCUUUAUGGUGUAGAAUUUUUCCCACUUCACUCCGAGGGCCUGCACUCAGUUGGUUCACCCGACUCUCCCCUUUGUCCAUCGACUCUUUUGCAACUCUCACAAGACGUUUCAACUUGCAGUUUGCCACAAGUCAACCUCAUCCCUUAACAUCUCUGGCCCUAGUCAAUAUUCGCCAAGAAAAGGGAGAACCACUUAGAGCAUUCAUGGAACGCUUUGGCAAAGCGACUUUUUUAAUCCAUAACUUGGAACCAGUGGUGGCUAUACACCACCUCACAAUAGCCUUAAAGCCAGGACCUUUUGUUAAUAGCAUCUGCAAAAAACCCCCCGUGGACCUAGACGAGUUAAGGAGUCGGGUUGCAAAGUAUAUGCAGAUGGAAGAAUUAUCCGAAUACCGAAACCAGGUACAAAUAGACCAAGGGUCCAAUUCAAAAAAUACAGACAGGAGAGAAGCUUUCAAGGCUAGGCAGGGAAACGAGAGAAGAAAUGAACUUGAAAGGCCGCCCCGGGGACCUAAGUAUCCUUCCUACACUACGCUCAACACUAACCGGUCUAGAGUACUUGAUCAGGCGUUGGCCAUAGAAAUAUUGAGAAUGCCUAGACGCGCCAACACUCCUCCUCAGGAAGAUAAAAAUUUUGUACAGACAAAUUCCAUGGGGCAACCUAACAGAGGAAGAGACUGUUACCCUGAACCACCAAAGAGGUCUGACGACAAAAAAUUUGAACGACAUAGGAGCAGGUCCAGGGAACUCCCAACUAAAAGAUAUGAUAAGCGAAAGAAGUAUCCCAAAAGGGUCAUUAACACCAUAGCUGGAGGGUUCGCCGGUGGAGGACCUACCCAUUCAGCCAAAAAGAGGCAUCUCAGACAUGUCCGUUCUGUUAAUAAUGUUUCAUUGGGCAGCAAAAUCCGGAUCCCACCUAUUACGUUCAUUGACAAUGACUUUCAAGGAGUCGAUCCGGUGCAGGAUGAUCCCAUGGUCAUUAGUGUAGACAUUCUUAAUUGCACUGUUUGGAAAACACUAAUUGACCAAGGGAGCUCGGCUGACAUCUUGUAUUGGAAUAUGUUUAAGCAAUUAGGCAUCUCUGAAGAAGAGAUCAGAGAAUAUCACGAACUGUUAGUCAGUUUUUCUGGGGAACGAGUAGAGCCUAGGGGAUGUAUAUUGACUUGUAUACCUCGUUUGGAUCAGAACAUGAGGAAAAACGCCAUAGUAUCCACUCCGCACUUGGCCAUGAAGUUUCCAUCUGAAAGAGGCCGAAUCGUUACAGUCCAUGCUGAUCAGAAAACAGCCAGAGAAUGCUACUUCGCAAGCUUACGUAUUAGACCCUUUCAUGGGAAUAGUCGAGAUGUCAAUAUUGUAUCUCCUCGGUUGGGAGAGGACUUAGAUGUUGAACUUGAUCCCAGAAUGGAUAAGGGAUAUUGGGUUGAGCCUAAUGAAAACAAGCAACCUUUCCAACUUGGAGCAAAACUAGAACAAGUUGCUUAUUUAGGAGUCGCCAACGUCGUCAUGGUUAAAAAAGCCAACGGCAAAUGGCGAAUGUGCAAGGACUUCACGGACCUCAACAAAGCAUGCCCAAAGGAUGCAUACCCCCUACCAAACAUUGAUACCCUGGUCGAUGGUGCAGCCGGUCACAGAAUACAGAGUUUUUUGGAUGCUUAUUCUGGAUAUAAUCAAAUAUGA
Messenger RNA from Abrus precatorius (Indian licorice), 2019 nucleotides. RefSeq lists its product as uncharacterized. Lineage: Eukaryota; Viridiplantae; Streptophyta; Magnoliopsida; Fabales; Fabaceae. The record is from RefSeq and is a predicted model, not a curated record. The coding region runs from base 1 to 2019 and encodes 672 amino acids. The transcript has 5 exons.